UAACCAGACUGAGUAUACAGAAAUCCAAUCUCCAAUCUCUGCUCCCACAUUUAGUUAUCAUCAAUAGCUCAGAUCAUAACAAGUCAUCAGGAGCAUAGUAUUAAAAUAUACCUGACAUUUGUUGCUAUGGAACCUACCAAUGGAUAUCUUGUCGAUAAUUUCAUUCAUUAUUCAGAGACUGAUGUAUUCUCAGUUGCUCUUGUGUCCUGAAAGAAAGCCGGCGAGAGUUGAGAAAAAUUGGAUGAAACUCUGAGGGAUGUAGAGGGGAUUGUGUGAAGGAGGAAGAGGAUAAAGUUUUGCAAAGCUGCAUCGCUUGGAGAUGUGACCUUUGAGUAAAAGUGUUUGUAGUUAACCUAGGAAGCUGGAAGAACCUUUGAAUCCCAUAGUUUUAAAAUCAGCCAUCAUGGCAAGUGGUGGAGAUAAAAAACACUGCUCAAAUACAACACCACAAGUUCAGGAGACGCCGUUUAAAUGUGAACAGUGUCACAAGUUUUAUAGUUCUAAAGGUAGUCUUCAUAAACAUACAAAAAUACACACAGGAGAAAAACCUUAUACAUGUGGUCAAUGUGGCAAGUCAUUCAGAGCGAUGGCAACACUCAAGCGACAUAACUUAGUGCACACUGGAGAGAAACCUUUCGCAUGCAACCAGUGUGAUCGGAGAUUUACUCUGUCGUGGGAUCUAGAGAACCAUAAAAGAACACAUACAGGAGCGAGGCCUUUCAAGUGCACUACCUGUGAUAAAUAUUUUCGUUAUUCCAGGACUCUUCACACACAUAAAAGAACACAUUCAGCAGACAGGCCUUUCAAAUGUAAACAGUGUGGCAAGGCCUUCAGGCAAUCAGGAGUUCUUCACAACCAUGAAAAGAUACAUUCUGGGGAGAAGCCUUUUGCCUGUGACCAAUGUAGCAAGAGGUAUAGACAGCAGCAGUCCCUGCAUGUUCAUAAGAAAGUGAUACAUGAAGGUGAAAGAGCGUUUUCAUGCAGCCAGUGUAACAAGCGUUUUGGACAGAAGAAACAUCUUCAGAAUCAUGAACGAACACAUACAGGAGAGAAGCCAUUUGCAUGUAACCAGUGCAGCAGGUGUUUUGCUCAGAAAUAUCAACUUGUGCGGCAUGGUGCAACACACAUGGGAGACGAGCUGGUGACGAAAGAAGGAAACAAGAAAAUUUGUGGAGCAUCUGAAUUCAAGAGUUAUUUGGAAAGUGGUUGCAUAUCGAUUAUUAAGUCAGAUGACAUAAACGUGACAGAAAGAUCCACAUGAAUUGAUCUUUAAGUAAUCAAGCUUACGGGUCCACAGACACAAUGACUACAAACAGAAGGUUGUUACGCCUUUUUUUUCCCCAUCCCUUUUGUGAGAGCUGCGUCCUUGUUGUGUUAAACUGUGGGGUGAUUCAUCAUAAACCAGAAAUUCCAGCUGGAAAAAAAAUAUUGAAGUAUUUUAGUGGAUUUUCUCACAUUGUAUAUUGUUCAAAGGUUUCAGUUUAAUUAUAUAAGAGGGAGUGUUUGUUCGUACAUGUACAUGUAGUUGCCUACAUGUUGUUUCCCAGAUUGUUCGAGCUAGUUACUUUUCAUUCGUGACAUGACAAGCGGAUUAUUUCAGUGAGAGGUUGUUAUUCCAGCCACGUAAUACACUGAGUAAAAUGCGGACUAUGUAGCGUGGUAGUGUAAUCGCGUGACUGAAAUACAAAUCAUCGUGAAAGCUUUUAUACGGCUUUUGAGGCAAGGAAGAUUAAACAGAUGUUGGCUGUGGACAUCCUGAUCAAACAGUUGUUGGUAAAGGUGUUUGUAAAUGUCGUAUUUUAUCUUGCUAUGAUUUUGGAGAACAUAUAAAAGGAGCAAAUUUUCCAUUUUAUUACUAUUAUUGUUAUUGGAAAUUUUAAUGUUAUUGUUCCACAAAACAUCCUAAUGGGGAGGUUCAAUAUUUUAAAGUAUGUAUGUAUGUAUGAUUUGUCAGAUGAAUUUCACUAACCGAGGCUUGUUUAAGUUGAUGGACGAAGGACUGAAAACCGAAAUCUCACCAGGAUGUUGAUUUCGAUGGUCAUUCAGUCUAACACUUUGGUGCGCUAACCUGUUGCUCCUAGGGCAAGUUAUUAACUGAAAGCCAUGAAGAGUUAAGCCAGCGGACCGAUGGUGUAGUGGGCUAGUGAAUGUAUCCUGAAUCAAAUUUCCCGGGUUCGUCUCCCGGUGUCCGCAUACAUGUAUGAAAGGAGCUCAGUCACGGCUUUUUAGUUGUACAAAAUUACCGUUAAAUUGAAGGAAACCUGAAAAGAGUAGUUUACUAAGAUAGAAAAACACUAAAGAGUUAU
This is a messenger RNA of Orbicella faveolata, 2306 nucleotides long. RefSeq lists its product as uncharacterized. Gene Ontology annotation, cellular component: nucleus. NCBI's taxonomy places the organism in Eukaryota, Metazoa, Cnidaria, Anthozoa, Scleractinia, Merulinidae. Gene Ontology annotation, biological process: regulation of transcription by RNA polymerase II. The record is from RefSeq and is a predicted model, not a curated record. Gene Ontology annotation, molecular function: RNA polymerase II transcription regulatory region sequence-specific DNA binding; DNA-binding transcription factor activity, RNA polymerase II-specific.